This is a messenger RNA of Mycena citricolor, 2013 nucleotides long. The record is from the annotation of a GenBank genome assembly. NCBI's taxonomy places the organism in Eukaryota, Fungi, Basidiomycota, Agaricomycetes, Agaricales, Mycenaceae.
UUCCCACCAUGGUCAACGCGACACUCACUGAGGAAGAGGUUGGACGAUUGGACCGUCAAAUACGAGUAUGGGGCUUCGAGGCACAGCAACGGAUGCGCAAUGCAACCAUCUUAGUCGUUCGCCUCAAGGGAACCGCGACGGAACUCAUAAAAAACAUAGUUUUGUCCGGCAUUGGCAAGUUGAUUAUCAUGGAUGCUGAGGAAGUCACCGAGGAGGAUCUGGGAUCUGGUUUCUUCUUUCGAGAUGACGACGUCGGUACAAAGCGUGUUUUAGCAGCGAAGGAACGCAUUGAAAGUUUGAAUCCGUCUGUGGCGGUGGAGGCUGUGGCGUCCCUGGACGGGUUAGAGGAUUCUGCGCUUGACGCUACCAUUUCAGGCGUCGAUCUGGUGUGCAUAACAGAUUGGGACAUAGAUGGUCUUAUUCGCCUCAACAAUACUUGCCGUCGCGCGGGGAAGCCCUUCUACUGCGGCGGCACCUAUGGGCUUGUCGGCUAUAUAUUUUGUGACUUGAUGACGCACGACUAUGUUGCACCACAGGAUCGUUCAGUGCCCAAGGAAGCGCAAAAGAGCGUGAAGACGACGGCGGUGUAUCCCCCGUUGUCUGAAGCGCUGAAGCACCGAUGGACUGCCCUCACAAAGAGACAAACUAAGGAAUUGAAUCCGUCAGUUGUCUUCGUGAUACUGGCUCUCUGGGAAUACCAAAGACUGCAUGGCCAGUUGCCGAGAAGCUCAUCCGAUGCAUCAGAGCUCGAGUCCCUCGCCAAUUCGUUGAUCUCGUCCGCGGACGUGAAGGCCAAUGUUCUGGCAGCUGUUCCGCCGGACCUUUCUCAAUCACUGUCCGAAACCUCCGGAUGCGAAUUCUCGCCUGUCUGUGCGAUUGUCGGUGGCAUGCUGGCUCAGGACAUCUUGAAGACGCUGGCCGCACGGGAUCCGCCCAUCGCCAACUUCUUUACGUUCGAUGGCAACACCGGCGCUGGCACGGUGUGUCGAAUGUCCAUGCCCUGAUGUAAUGCAACGUGUUGAGACAGCGUUAUUGUGAACUACAUGGCUUCUGAGCCUCAUUGACAAAUGACUGCCAGUUCGCUCAAACAGAUGGGUAGAUAUUUACGCUCGCUGUUGAUUUCUACACGGGCCACCGGAGGCUUUCGGUCCGCGCGAGCAGACAUAAAACCACUGGGGACACCAUGUGCCAUGGGGAAGCGUGGGGAAACAUUUGAGAGACAAGGUCACCACGUGAGAUCCCUAUUGAAUCAAAAGGCGAACCAACUUGGGAACAGCCCUUCGGGGCCUAUAUGGUGGUCAGCCGGUUCAUGUCUCUUCGUCUGCUUGCCAUUGCCAAGCGCCCGACCAUCUGCAAAUACGCAUGCCUACCCGGUUCUCCGAUUUCAUCGCUGUCAGUCCAGGAAAUGAAGAUGCUACGAAGCUGUUUCCGCAAAAAGUAAAAAGGUGCAAGCCAAUAGCUCGCUUCUUCGAGAACGCCCGGAUGUUUUGAAGAUGUCGCUGGGCCGCGACCUUGAAUUCGUUUGCCCUGGAUGCGUCCAAUUGAAGUGAACCGUGCAAGCGGAGUGUGUGCUGAUGUCUGACGUCACGGCUGAAGGAGGAACCGGGCCGUCAGGGAGUUUCCCAAGCAAUCGAAGACAAAACUGAGACAGUCGAGCGCUUGAGAUCCUCUCCAUACGCGAUUGGCGGUUGGGAUCAAUAGUUCUGCAGUCGACACAAGGCCAGGGCGCUUCGAAUCGCGGGUUCCUGCCGAGGUCGACGUCGGUGGUACUGUCAGUGCGGCCUCAAUGAGAUUGAUACAUAGUCGAGCAUGGGCGCGAGUGUAACGUUGUCUUGGCUAUAUGUCCGCUUCGGAUCUGGACUUGCCCACGCAUUCAUUGACUUGUGAAAACGACCUCGGCCUGCCUCGCUUGCCUCUGUGGGCUCUGCAAAUAGUAUUGGCAGAUUCCGGGCCGGAAGUAUUUUCACAGUAACUGAUGAUGAUGGAGUCCGACGACGACAGGGCGAAGUGUUG